CGUAAUUAAUGUGUCCAUUGUCAUGUCUUGAUUGAUUCACUCUGGGGGGUCUCACGGAAGCAAAGGUCUCCUAUAUUCACACGGAAAGCUUCAUGAUUUCCUUCAACCACUUUCAGUUCCCUCAUUGGUCCUGAAAAGUGACGUCAUUACAUUCUAAGAUCAUUUUUAAAAGGCAAGCUGAGCAUGGCUGAGAAAUCCCCUCUCCAGGAAAGAUACCAAGCCUGCUUGAUUCUGAGUGGAGCUGGAGAUGCACUGGCGUACAACCGUGGCGACUGGGAAUUUGAGUCAAAUGGUGAAAAAAUCCAUAAGGAGGUAGCAGCGAGAGGGGGCUUGGAGAACCUGGAUGUUAAGGAGUUUCCGAUCAGUGAUGACACUGUCAUGCACCUUGCAACAGCUGAAGCCUUAGUGGAGACUGGAAAAGACAUAUCAUUAAAAGACUUGUGUGGCACCUUGGUCAAAAAGUACAUACAGUGUAUGAAUGAUAUGUCUGGCAGGGCCCCAGGUUUCACAUGCAUUGAUAGCACUGCCCAAUUAGCGGCAAACCAGGCGGGAGACUGGAGGAUCCCUUUCAGCAAAGUUGGUGGGGGCUGUGGUGCUGCCAUGAGGGCCAUGUGUGUGGGUCUGCGCUUCCCCAGGCCUGAGCAGGAGCGCCUCCUGGUGGCCGUGAGUGUGGAGAGUGGCCGCAUGACCCACCACCACCCCACGGGCUACCUGGGGGCGCUGGCCGCUGCGCUGUUCACAGCCUACGCGGUGAGGGGCACACCACAGGUAGAGGCCUGGGGCCAGGGUCUGAUGAAGGUGCUGGAGAAGGUCAAGGAGUAUGUGCAGCAGGAGGGGUAUUGUGUUAAAGAAAACCUGAAACAUUGGGACUACUUCGGGGACAGCUGGAGAAAAUACCUUCAGCAUAGAGGAAUCCUUGAAGGGACUGGCAAAGCCCAGUUCCCAGAUGACUAUGGAGUGACGGCGAGGGAGGAUUUCUACAGGUCAGUCAGCUACAGGGCAACAGGCGGUGCCAGCGGACACGACGCACCCAUGAUCGCCUACGACGCACUGCUGCGAGCUGGGGACUCGUGGACUGAGCUGGCCAAUCACGGCUUCUUCCACGGAGGUGAUAGUGACUCCACUGCUGCCAUUGCUGCUGCCUGGUGGGGUGCCCUCUACGGGUUUCACAACGUGCCCCCCAAAAACUACCAAAAGCUUGAGUACUACAGCCGCCUAUCUAACGUGGCAGAUGAGCUUUACAAGCUGAGGGGUUUGCCAAUCUCAUGAUGUGUUGACUUAUUGUCUGUUCUGGAGCAGAAAUCUGGGCUUAGACAGGCCAUGCAUAGAUUUAUGUAACCAAAUGUGAAUUUGCAAGCAAUUGGAUAGACCUAAUCAAUCAGAGCAUCGAAAUAUGUGAGAACGGCAAAAACAUCCGUCUUCUCGACAAAUGCCUUAAUCACUGUUUUUUGUUUGUUUUUUGAGUUGUAAAUAGAUAAACUCCAUGAUUAACUCUAUUUUAAAAGUGUUACCUAACCCUAACCUGAAGUGACAUGAUUAAAAUGAACAAUAAAAUGUACAGGACUAGAUGUA
Messenger RNA from Alosa alosa (allis shad), 1572 nucleotides. RefSeq names its product ADP-ribosylhydrolase ARH1-like. Gene Ontology annotation, biological process: protein de-ADP-ribosylation. Lineage: Eukaryota; Metazoa; Chordata; Actinopteri; Clupeiformes; Clupeidae. Bases 184 to 1269 code for a protein of 361 amino acids. Gene Ontology annotation, molecular function: ADP-ribosylarginine-[protein] hydrolase activity; magnesium ion binding. The transcript has 5 exons. The record is from RefSeq and is a predicted model, not a curated record.